Messenger RNA from Asterias rubens (European starfish), 2529 nucleotides. RefSeq lists its product as uncharacterized. NCBI's taxonomy places the organism in Eukaryota, Metazoa, Echinodermata, Asteroidea, Forcipulatida, Asteriidae. The coding region runs from base 775 to 1542 and encodes 255 amino acids. The record is from RefSeq and is a predicted model, not a curated record. The transcript is spliced from 2 exons.
UUCACUCCAGCCUUUGGGCCUAUUCAUUUCUCAACAAAUCAGUCGUGUAGACUUCAUUUACAUAAUCCACACAACAAACUCAUUCCUCCAUGCAUCUCUGUCCUUCCUCUAUGCUCCAUGGUACAGCCAUAAAUAGAGCAAGAGCCUAUCUCUACCACCAGGGUUCACCUUACAAAAAGUAAAGUCUGACCCGACCUCGGUUUGCCAAAGUUGACUGCACCCCAGAGGUUGGGUCGAUAGGGGGUGUUUGGUGUGUUCACAAUGGGCCUGUUACGUUGUACAGAGCAAGGGGGGGGGGGGGUGAGAGAGAGGCUGCUGUACACUGUGUAUACCGGGUAAACAUCAUGACCGUCUGUACUUCGUUCCCCGCUAAUCUUCCCAAUGAUGGUGCUGUGAUAACAAUGUCGUGCCAUCCGUCAUAAUUUAAAUUGAACAAUUGUCAUCUGAUGUCAUACGGAGCUGGUGUAAUGUUACAUUACAGAGAACGAGUGGUGUUCUGCGUUGAGAUGUGAACUCAAUGAACGAAUCGCUAAUGGUGGACUGACGUCAAGCAACUUGAACACCAUACAUAGACCCGCGGCCUGGUCCUCUUGCUGGGAACGUGAAUAUGAAAUCAACCCUGGGAUCAUUACUAUUUUGCCAGACCAAAGAAGUUUGAAAGUCACCACACACUGUAUAUCUCUUGGUCCCUGUUUGCUGAUUUCUAGGCGCUAAUUAUUGAAUAUAGUGAGUGAAUUCAUAUACAUAUAUUUUUCAAAAGUUACGUAGGCCAAAAUGGUCACUCUCAAAGAUUUCAUCAAAGACAACUCGACGACAGAGACUUCCAACAAGAAGAGACGACUAAAGUUGAAAAAUUUAAACCCAUUUCGCAAUCGUAAGUACAAGACAUUGAAUGAUGACCUACAAAAUCCCGACUUUGACCCAAAUCCACAAAUUUCGAGCGACGGCGAUCAAAAUGUACCACCAUUAUGCUCGACCAACGAGAAGGCCGGCACCUUGGCUGCUGCGUCCAAACGACAGCUCCCCAAGGAACUGCUCCAAUCGGCCCGGGGUCGGUUGGGGUUGUCCAAGGUCAACCAAGAUGACCUGUAUCCAGGGAAAAGGGCCCGUAAAGAAGGUUCAUAUGAGUGCCUCAUUGAUACGGUAGAAGCUGAGCUGGUAUCAGGCGAUGACGUAGUAAGCGAUCCCUGCACUGCUGGUACUCUCUCCAACAGUGACUACGAGGAAACUUCGCAGAAUGGGAAUGUGAGGACUAAAAGACCAAGCAUUAAAAGAGUUGUAAUAUCUGAAGAGAUAGAGGUUAUAGAGACUGAAGUCGAGGGAGAGCUCAAGAAGAAAAAAAAGUCGAAGAAGAAGAAGAUCAAAAAGGCUGGUAAGAGAGCUAUCAAGUUCCUUGGACACGGUUUAACCAACAUGGCGAUGUCACUUCGAUACCUCACCCCGGAUGCUGCCAUCGCACCGGCCUUGAAUGAGAUAGCCCGUAAGAGGGAGGAGCGGUACAGGGAACUUUCUGCUGCGAUGGCGUAUACUAUGAUGACGUGAUGAUGUAGAUAACUUGAUCACCCAUGAAAGAGCCGGCCAAAAGCGGACAGCCCGAGCUCAAAUUCCGGCGCAAAUUCAACCCCACUAUAGCAUAAGGCUGUUGGCCCUAUAUGCAUUUCAUAGAACGAACGAGAAAAGAGGCAGACAGUUACAGUUUUACUCACUGCUGUAUACACAGGCACUCCUGCAACUUACUACUAAAACAAAUUUUUAUUUACAACCACAUUAUUGACAAAGUGAAAUGCAACAGUUUUGUUCCAAACGGGAGCCCAGGGUUUAUCGGCCGAACCUGAAUAUUUCUGAAAUUUGCAGUCAUAGAAGACCUAACAAAUAAAAAGAAAAUGACAAGGGAGGGGGGGGGGGGCACCUAAUCAUGAUGAAAACAAGUGUUUUUUCUUUCUUUUGGGAUUAUUUUUUUAUCAUAGUUUGAUAAAGAAAAUAUCGAAUAAAACACAUUUUGCUAGCGUUGAGAUUGCAAUAAAAGCCAAACCUUUAAGAUGAUAUUUUUAUGAAACGUACUAUGAAAAUACAAACCCUGCAAGAAGUUUUGUACAAAAUAAUGUUUUAUGUGGAGAGUGCACUUAAGGAAAUCUCGUGAUAUAAAUAAGUAUGUGUGAAUUUGUGAAAUAUAAAAAGGACAAAGCCAAACUAUUUGUUAUUAGGAGUGUCCACUUUCAUCGAGACUGUCAAGCGAAACUGCAAGUGGCCCAGAUAUAACAGAUUUAUAAAGUUACCAGCCAUAAAAUGUUUUUAAAAACUUGUUCUCUGCCUAAUUUUGUCUAAUAAAGCAGGGACAUUUGAUAGGCACAUCUUUUAACAUAAGUUUUAUGAAACUGAGCACAGCGCUGGUAUUUUACUGUAUAUAACAAUGUGAUUUUUUUUGACAUAAGGUAAUUUAAAUGAUGGUUAUUUUGAACUGGAAUACUGUGCUUAGAAGUAUCCAAUCAUGGAAUUAUAAUUAACAUUCACGUGAUUCAAUUCAUGUAC